AUGCAGGCUAUCCAUCAAGAACGGCCCUCGGUCCAUGGGGAACCACCUGUCUACACCGAGCCUGUGUCGCAGGAUCAUCCCCACCAAGUGCCGGUCCCCAAGAACGUUGCCUUUGAGCUUUUGCUCGAUGAAAACUCCAGGGUUCGAGCUCGCAUCCCCAUGCGAGUACAGAUCUACCCGCAUGAUACCACGGAUUCGAUUGUGACAACGGUGAAGAAUUUCUAUGGCAUCUAUGACGGCGCUGCCAGCGGUGUCAGCUUCGAGGAUGAAAGUGGUAUCACUCUCAUUGCAAGGUAUGAGAAUCUGAGAAACAAUAUGACUGUCUAUGUGCGGGUCAUCCCCGUUCAAGCAUACUCGGAAGACUACGGAGACCGCUAUUAUGGCAUUCCAGGCGAGGGUCGCAAGCGUCCCAGUCUUGGCGAGCCCUUCCAGCUGACGCCGGCUGCGCAGCCGGCGCAGCUUCUAGAGCACACCAACCAGCCACCCUCCCGGCCCACUUCCCGACUGGCUCGUAAGCGCAGCACGUCGCCUUCUGGCCGGAGUCGCCGUAGCGCCUCGCAGAACAAGCAGCUUUCUAGAGCUGGUAACAAGAGCAGGGGCUCUAGUACUCAUGGUAGCUUCCAUGAUGAUGGCGCCUCUGGCUAUAGUGAUAGCGAAGGCGGUUAUGGCUCAGUCUCUGGUACCAAGAAGUCGCGAAGCGAACAGUUUGGUAGCUCGGAUAUCAGCAUGGAAAAUAUACUGCACGAUGGUCGCCGAAAGCGACCCAAGUUCGAAAGCUCGGAAUUACCGCUCUUUGUUCCUCCUCAGGUCCCUCUGACGACUUCCACAUCCUCUAUCUCUCCUCAGCGUCGAUCUGUCGGCCAAGAGGGUGCUAUCUCGCCCUUCGCACGCCCUAACCAGCGCCCCUACAACUACCAGCAACCAUUGCCUUCCCCACAAAGCUAUAGACACAACGACCAGGCAUAUACCAUGAGCUCUGCUCAGAACGUCAUCUACGCUACUCCUAUGGUGCCUGAACAUGGCCAUCGUCUUCGCGAUCGCACUGCUGUGCCAUCGUCGGGACAAUACAGUAGCUCUGCUAGCCGUGCUGGUGCUCCUGGGGUUCUUCCUACCCCUGAUCCUACUAUUGCUAGUUGCAUAUCGGACGAGGAUGUUGCGAUGCAGCUGAUCCGACUAGGCGACGCUUCAAAUUUCUCCCAUGGUCGGACAUCUGCAUCCACCUUGGACGAUGCCUUUAGCGGGGCUGCCGAUGCUGCGUCUUCUACUGGCGCCACUAGUGAGGGUGAGGACUUCAGCGAGGACGAUGAUGACCUACCGGCGCGGAACAGACAGAAGCUGGAAUCAAGUCCGAUGCUCCCUCCCGGCACCACUAAACGCACACAUAAGCGAUUAGAUGAUAUCCUGCCCAGCUUUGACAGCUCGGACGGCAGCUAUGAUGGCAUGGAUGAGGACUAUCAACAGGAGGAACUCAAUGAUACCCUGGUUAAAAGCGAGGUUGACGAGGAUUCGCUCUACGCGGAAACAACGCCCAAGCCCAAGAAGGCGAAGAUCCGGUCAACCAGUAUUGCUUCUGCCAAGUCUCGCGUGGUCAACAAGACUGCGCCCUCCCGGCAGAACAAGGUUGGCAAGCCUGCUUCAUCUGCUGUGCCUCGUAAGGCCAAGUCGACGGUCGCCAUGGGAAACCAGAAGGCGCCUCCGCCGCCGCAGAUGGUUAGCCCUGCCCCGACCCGCAAGACUUCCACAUCUUCAAUCAAUGGCCAGCAUCCCCUUGCUGCGGACGAAGAGGACCUCUCCACCAAGCCUCGCUGCCAGCGCUGCCGCAAGAGCAAGAAAGGCUGCGAUCGCCAGCGCCCUUGCGGUCGAUGCAAGGAUGCUGGUAUUGGCCUUGACGGCUGUAUCAGCGAGGAUGAGGGAAAUGGUCGCAAAGGCCGCUACGGCCGCCACAUGGGCGUGCCAGUCAAGAAAUCCCUGGACGGGGUUCCUGUGAGCAGCGAACCUCCAUCAACCAUCACAACGCUUAUCUCUGCUUCGGCGUUAGCUGAGAAGAACAAGAAGCGCAAGCGCUAG
Messenger RNA from Aspergillus clavatus NRRL 1, 2067 nucleotides. RefSeq names its product putative C6 finger domain protein. The record is from RefSeq and is a predicted model, not a curated record. NCBI's taxonomy places the organism in Eukaryota, Fungi, Ascomycota, Eurotiomycetes, Eurotiales, Aspergillaceae. The transcript has 2 exons. Gene Ontology annotation, molecular function: DNA-binding transcription factor activity, RNA polymerase II-specific; zinc ion binding. Bases 1 to 2067 code for a protein of 688 amino acids. Gene Ontology annotation, biological process: regulation of DNA-templated transcription.